Molecule: messenger RNA, 2211 nt
Organism: Kockovaella imperatae
Lineage: Eukaryota; Fungi; Basidiomycota; Tremellomycetes; Tremellales; Cuniculitremaceae
Product: putative glutamate-tRNA ligase
Exons: 13
Coding region: 1-2211 (736 amino acids)
Biological process (GO): translation; glutamyl-tRNA aminoacylation
Cellular component (GO): methionyl glutamyl tRNA synthetase complex; cytoplasm; cytosol
Molecular function (GO): glutamate-tRNA ligase activity; ATP binding
Source: RefSeq, a predicted model, not a curated record
AUGGCAUCUCUCAACGUCCCUUGUACGGUUCUCAGUCCUCCAUACACCCUCAUGGCCCUGGCCAUCCUGAAGAAUGUCCCGGUGGAGUGGGACCUCGAGUCGGGAGACAAGGGAGAAGUGAAGUACUCGUCUGCGAUUGGUCUACAAGCAGUGCGAGCGGAGCUGGAGAAAGAUGUACCGGGAAAAGAGAUUCCCCUGCCUCCCCUCCCUACCUUGUUCGAGUCGAAUACCCCUUUCAAAGACGUUCAGGGAAUCCUGGAUGCUCUGGAUGACUACCUAGCGUACAGAACAUACUUUGCUGGACCCAGGUUCGGUUUCGGAGACUGCAUCAUCUGGGGAACGAUCAAAAGCAACAACCCCGCUCUUGGAGCUAUCAGGAAGCCCGGUAGACCUCAUCUGCUCAGAUGGUACAACCACGUCAACGCGCUACCGAUUCCUAAGCAGGUUCACCAGAUGCAUGAAGAGGCUAGAAAGGAGAUGGAGAAGGGCAAGCGAGUGAAGAGGACCGAAUCUGUCGAGGUCGUCUUGCCGAAUGCUGUCCCUGGAAAGGUUGUCGUCAGAUUUGCUCCCGAGCCAUCUGGUUUCUUGCACAUUGGUCAUUUGAAAGCCGCCAUCUUGAAUCGAUUCUUGGCGGACCAAUACCAGGGCAAAUUUAUCCUGCGUUUCGAUGAUACCAAUCCAAUGAAAGAGGAGGGCGCGUUCGAGGAGGCUAUCCAAGAAGACUUGAAGAUGAUCGACAUCACCUAUGAUACGAUUGUCCACACCUCAGAUCACUUUGACAAGAUCACGGCUUAUACCGAGCAGCUCAUCAAGCAAGGAGACAUGUUCAUGGACGACACGGAUGGCGAGACCGUCAAAGAGCAACGACGGGCUGUUAUCCCCUCGAAGAAUCGCGAUGCUUCGAUCGAGGAUAAUCUCGCCAGAUUUAGAGAACUCCUGAAGGGCUCUGAGGAGGGACGUAAAUGGAGUGGACGUGCUAAGAUCGAUUAUCAACACAAGAAUGGUUCCAUGAGAGAUCCCGUCGUCUUCCGAUACGUCGAGGCCCCCCAUCACAUCACCGGAGAUAAAUACAAAGCUUAUCCGACCUAUGACCUCGCCUGCCCGAUCAUCGACCACAUUGACGGUGUGACACAUGCUUUGCGUGCCAACGAGUACUUUGCUCGACACGAGCAGUACCAAUGGUUCUUGGACAGACUCAAGUUCCCCAAGAUCGAAAUCUUUGACUUUAGUCGAAUCGACUUUGUGUACACUGUGCUUUCCAAACGAAAACUCAAGUAUCUGGUCGAGCAGGGGGCUGUGAAAGGAUGGGAUGAUCCACGAUUCCCAACUGUUCGAGGUAUCCGAUCACGAGGUAUGACCGUGAAAGGCCUGAAGGAUUACAUCAUCGGACAAGGUGCCUCCCAACAGCAGAUGCAGUUGGAAUGGGACAGUAUCUGGACAGCCAACAAACGAGUCAUUGAUCCUAUCGCUCCGAGAUACUGGGCGAUCGCCGAGGACAAGAUGGUCACUGUCGAUGUCACAGGUAGGGACGAGGCUGGCGAGACUGUCGAGAGCAAGCCUUUGCACAAGAAGGAUGCCUCGGUUGGAACGAAACAAGUGGUCUACUCCAACAAGUUGAUAGUUGAGCAGGAAGAUGCCGCAUCAUUCGGGGACAAUGAGGAGGUGACCUUCAUGGACUGGGGCAAUGUGUUCAUCACCAAAAAGGAUUCCGAUGCUUCUGGAUCAGUCACUCACUUGGACAUCAAGCUGCACCUUGAGGGUGACUUCAAGAAGACAUCGAAGAAGGUCACUUGGUUGUCUGCUCCGUCCGACAGCUACAAGCUCGUUCCAGUCACUUUGAUCGAAUACGACUACCUCAUCACCAAAAAGAAGCUUGAAGAGGACGAUAAUCUCGACGACGUGCUGAACAAGAAGACAGAGUAUCGUGUUCAAGCUUUGGCCAGUCCGGAAGUCGUCAACCUAAAGAAAUGGGAUAUCAUCCAAUUCGAGCGGAAAGGAUUCUACAUCUGUCAAGGUACAAAGGACUCAGAGGGUCGUAUGGAAUUCGGUUUCAUCCCAGAUGGUCGUGCGGUCACUGUACAGCUUAAGGCGGCUCCCGCAAAGGAGACCGUUAAGACCGGUGGACCUAAAGGAAGUUGGGGCAAGACCCCAGCCAAGCCGAAAGCAACUUCGACUUCGACCUCCACAAUGUACGAAGUCGACAAGGUGUAG